Messenger RNA from Knipowitschia caucasica, 990 nucleotides. Lineage: Eukaryota; Metazoa; Chordata; Actinopteri; Gobiiformes; Gobiidae. The record is from the annotation of a GenBank genome assembly.
AUGAUGUUACCAGUGAAGACUCGGGCACCCUUGGGGGUUGUAAAGCAAACAGCGGUUGCAGUAUCAAUGGUCAAAAACAAAAUUCUCAACACAUCCUCAUUUUUCAAGGUCUCUUUAAAGACCAACAACAAGGCUUUAGCAGUUGCUCUGGCUAUUGAGAAAGAAAAGAGCCGACAACUGGAGAAGGAGAUCUUUUACCUUCAGAAACAAGUCCAAGGAUUAUGCUUUGAUUUGGCUGCAAGGAAAUUCAAUGAGAGGAAACUGUCUUCCAUACUAAAAAAUAUACAAAGCAAUACUCUAUCUACAAAGAAAAAUCUGGAAAUGGUGGCAGGUCUUUUCAUUUCUGAUAAGGACAGUCCUAAAACUAUUGGCGACCAUCAAAAAAGUAUGUGUAAUUCAGAGGAUGUUCUUUCAAUUUUUGCCAGACAGGCAAGUACUCAAUCACAAAUUCCAAAGGACUUUUCACGACCACCCCGAAAGCCCUCUCAAGAUCCCAACCUACCACUGACUGACCAUGCUGUCAUAGACCACAACAGUAUUCUUGCAGACGCUCCUUCAGUGGCAGGGAGCAGACCAUCCAGCAGCUUGGAGGAGGAUGUGAACCGGCUGUCAGUGAUGUAUGCCCAGCGUGGAUAUGAUGUGAACACUCUCCCAGGUUUCCAAAGCAAAGAUCCGGUGCAGCAAUCCACUUUUAUGGAGUCAGAAAAAGUUGUAAAGACAGCCAGAAGAACGGUGCAGAGUGAGAGUUCUCACAACAAUGACGUCAUAGUGGAUAGAGUUCCAACUCCCCUGGCCAACACCAUUUCACACCCAAGAAUAGAAAAUGACGGACAGACACGCCACACUCGAAGGAAGGAGAAAGUGAGCUACAAGGAGCCCCCCCUCAACAGUAAGCUGAGACGUGGAGACAAGUUUACGGAUACAGAGUUUUUAAGCUCACCCAUUUUUAAGGACAAAAAAAACAAGAAAAAGACCAAAAAAAGGGCUUGA